UCCAACGUUUGAGAGGAGGGCGGGGUGUCGCUCCCUUUCGCUGAUGCAAGAGCCUAGCGCGGUGCUGUGAGAGGUAUCGGUAGGAGCUACGCUGACUCCGGGCCGUGAAGCCGACUGGUCUGACUUUUCAUCCCUGCCGAACCCGCUCGAACCACAGCCAUGUCCGGGGACGAGAUGAUUUUUGAUCCUACUAUGAGCAAAAAGAAAAAGAAGAAGAAGAAGCCUUUUAUGUUAGAUGAAGAAGGUGAUGCCCAGACAGAAGAAACCCAGCCCUCAGAGACAAAAGAAGUGGAGCCAGAACCAACUGAAGAAAAAGACGUGGACGCUGAUGAAGAAGACAGUAGGAAAAAAGAUGCUUCUGAUGACUUAGAUGACUUGAACUUCUUUAAUCAAAAGAAAAAGAAGAAAAAGACCAAAAAGAUAUUUGACAUUGAUGAAGCUGAAGAAGCUAUAAAGGAUGUUAAGAUUGAGAGUGAUGCUCAAGAGCCAGCCGAGCCAGAGGAUGACCUUGAUAUUAUGCUUGGCAACAAGAAGAAGAAAAAGAAGAAUGUGAAAUUCCCAGAAGAAGAUGAAAUACUAGAAAAAGAUGAAGCUUUAGAAGAUGAAGACAGCAAAAAAGAUGAUGGCAUUUCAUUCAGUAACCAAACUGGGCCUGCUUGGGCAGGCUCAGAAAGAGACUACACAUAUGAGGAGUUGCUGAACCGAGUGUUCAACAUCAUGAGAGAAAAGAAUCCAGAUAUGGUUGCUGGAGAGAAGAGGAAAUUUGUUAUGAAACCUCCACAGGUCGUCCGAGUAGGAACCAAGAAAACUUCUUUUGUCAAUUUUACAGAUAUCUGUAAACUAUUACAUCGUCAACCCAAGCAUCUCCUUGCAUUUUUAUUGGCAGAAUUGGGUACAAGUGGUUCUAUAGAUGGUAAUAACCAACUUGUAAUCAAAGGAAGAUUCCAACAGAAACAAAUAGAAAAUGUCUUGAGAAGAUACAUCAAGGAAUAUGUCACUUGUCACACAUGUCGGUCACCGGACACAAUCCUACAGAAGGACACCCGACUCUAUUUCUUACAAUGUGAAACUUGUCAUUCUCGAUGCUCUGUUGCCAGUAUCAAAACUGGCUUCCAGGCUGUCACAGGCAAGCGAGCACAGCUCCGUGCCAAAGCUAACUAAUUUGCUAAUCACCACUGAUUUUUCCAAAAUGUGUUGGAGAUUUGGCUGGACAGGUUACCAUCAGAGUGGAUGUACCAUUGAGUUAAAAACAAGAUAGAAAAACUGCCAAGUUCUUUGGCAAGUGAUUGUUCUGAAAUCCUUUCAAGAUACUGAUAUUCAAGCUGUUGACAUACUCGUUGCCUACUUUAACAACUGUCAGAGAAACGUGAUGGGGUAAGGAGGUACUUUUUAAAAUCGUUCAUAGACUUCUGUAAAAUGCAAGAUAAAUUAAAGUUAUUAUAACAGUAAUUCUUUCAA
Molecule: messenger RNA, 1458 nt
Organism: Mus caroli (Ryukyu mouse)
Lineage: Eukaryota; Metazoa; Chordata; Mammalia; Rodentia; Muridae
Gene: Eif2s2
Product: eukaryotic translation initiation factor 2 subunit beta
Biological process (GO): translational initiation; formation of translation preinitiation complex
Cellular component (GO): eukaryotic translation initiation factor 2 complex
Molecular function (GO): translation initiation factor binding; mRNA binding; translation initiation factor activity
Source: RefSeq, a predicted model, not a curated record